Messenger RNA from Durio zibethinus, 735 nucleotides. RefSeq lists its product as uncharacterized. Gene Ontology annotation, molecular function: RNA-DNA hybrid ribonuclease activity; nucleic acid binding. The record is from RefSeq and is a predicted model, not a curated record. NCBI's taxonomy places the organism in Eukaryota, Viridiplantae, Streptophyta, Magnoliopsida, Malvales, Malvaceae.
AUGGUCUACUACACAACUUGGCUCAUAGCUAAAUUGGAUCUUAUUAAAUACAUCUUCAAGAAACCAUCACUAUCAAGAAGAAUUACAAGAUGGCUGGUGAUGCUUUCUGAAUAUGACAUAGUAUAUGUAAGCCAAAAAGCAAUCAAGGGAAAUGUCCUUUUUAAAUUCUUGGCUGACAGAGCCACUAAUGAUUAUGAGCCCAUGAAGCUUGAUUUUUCAGAUAAAGAACUAAUGACUAUCUUAGAGUUAGAGAAAGAUAAUGAUGAGGAAGAGAUAUGGAGGAUGUAUUUCGAUAGGGCUACCAAUGCCAUAGGAUAUGGGAUCGGAGCAGUCUUAAUAUCUCCAAGAGAGCACUACUAUCCUGUUAUAGCAAGAUUGAAUUUUAACUACACCAAUAAUGUAGCCAAAUAUAAUGCUUGUGUUAUGGGGUUGCAUGCUACAUUGCACAAAAAAGUUAAAACAUUAAGGGUGUUUAGGGAUUCAGCUCUAGUUAUUUAUCAACUAAAAGGCACUUUUGAGGCCAAAAAGAUUAUUGAGGAAGUUCAUAAUGACGCAUGUGAUGCACAUGCAAAUUGGCACAUAAUGGCAAGACAGGUCAUACGGGAGAUGGAUGUCAUUGGUCCUAUCACACCAAAGGCCUCAAAUGGGAAUAGAUUCAUUUUUGUGAUGAUUGAUUACUUCACUAAAUGGGUCAAAGCCACUUCUUUCAUAACUGUGACAAGAUCAGUAGUCUAA